Dromiciops gliroides (monito del monte) is the source of this 4115-nucleotide messenger RNA. RefSeq names its product transmembrane protein 108 (gene TMEM108). Gene Ontology annotation, cellular component: endosome membrane; postsynaptic density; early endosome. Bases 320 to 1897 code for a protein of 525 amino acids. The record is from RefSeq and is a predicted model, not a curated record. The transcript has 7 exons. Gene Ontology annotation, biological process: postsynaptic density organization; dendrite extension; retrograde axonal transport. NCBI's taxonomy places the organism in Eukaryota, Metazoa, Chordata, Mammalia, Microbiotheria, Microbiotheriidae.
CGGUAGCUAGUGUGUUUGCGCGCGCGCGUCUGGGAAUGUGGGGCUGUGUGUGAGGGAGCGCGAGCGCCCACGUCUGUCUGCGCGCUGCGCGCUGAGCGCCGGUACCUGCUAGUGCCUGCUUUCUCCGUCGUCGCCGCCGUCUGCUGGAGCGUUUGCUCUUCUCCCGAGUCUCUGGUUCAGCAUGCAGGAAGAAGCAAGGAGUGAGGAAAAGCAGAACUAAUGGGCCAUGAGGAUGUAAGUGUGUUUGAAGGCUGCCCUACAUACCACUCCAGGACAGAAUCAUGAAUAAACUGGAGGACAAGCAGGACCAGAUGAUACCAUGAAGAGAAGUUUACAGGUCCUCUAUUGCCAACUGUUUAGUGUUCUCUUGAUCUUGGCACUGACAGAAGAGCUGGUAUUUGCCACCCAGGAACCAUCACUUGGGAGCCCUGAGAUGGACACUCCCCCUGUUGUUAUGACGACAGUGCCCCCCAGUUCCAUCAGUCACCGUGCCACAGAGCCUGCCCCCACCACCGUGCUGGCGUCAGCUCCCCCGACCAGCGGAGGCCCCCUGACAGAUGCUGCCCCCACCACUGUGGCAAAGAAACCCCCCCACGCCAAGAAACACUCCCUAACAAACUCCACCCCUGCCACGGGGGUGACGGCCACCCGCCGCCCACCACGUCCCCCUGGCUCUUCGAGGAAGGCUGCUCGCCUUUUCCCACCCGCGGCCAGUGCUGGGGUGGGCAGGAAGGAGACUCAGAGGGCCCGCAACCAGAGUGCCCUUCAUGUGGGGCAGACGCGUCCUCUCGGGAAAAUCUUUCAGAUUUACAAAGGCAACUUCACGAGGCCCACGGAGCCCCCUUCCCAGAGGGAGCCCCCUCCCUCAUCUCCCACCUCCAAACAUCCAAUUUACAAUGGCUCCUCUGAUGCUCCGAGGCCCGAGCUCCUGGCUGCUGCCACAGAGCCCGAUGGCCUAGCGUGGGCACCCACUACGGACUCUCCCCUGGGGGCCAAGAUGAAAGGCCUCAGGGAGGCAGAACACGAGAGCAGCCCCUCCCAAGCCAGCCACGGAAGGGCGCCCAACGCUAUGGCCACGGCCACGACCACGGCCGCUGAGCCCCCCACUGAUACAGAAACCACAACAGUGCCUUCUCAGCCCCCGCACAGUGACCUGCCCCAGGAUGGCCCAAGACUCCCCCAGCCCCCAGGAACCAGCGUACCUUUGUUUGCCGAGCCCGGGGUCUCCCCGGCCCCAGGGGGCUCUGUCCAGGCUGCCUUUAACGUCAGUGUUUCAUCCCCGGUGGGGAGCCCUCAGGGAGCGUCUACUACAACCCAGCAGGCCCUGGUCAGCCCUUCUCGGCAUCCCAGCAGCGCCGUAUCUACCAGUGCUGAGGGGGAUGUGACCACGCCCACAGUGGCCGGCAGAGUGCCCAGCCCCCUUUCCACGGUGGGCUCCACAGCUACAGGGAACUUCCUAAACAGACUGGUCCCUGCGGGAACCUGGAAGCCUGGCAUGCCGGGGAACAUUUCCCAUGUCACUGAGGGGGACCAGCCUCAGCACAGAACCACCAUCUGCCUGAGCAAGAUGGACAUUGUGUGGGUGAUCCUGGCCAUCAGUGUGCCCAUCUCCUCCUGCUCAGUCUUGCUGACAGUGUGUUGCAUGAGGAGGAAGAAGAAAACAUCAAACCCAGAAAACAACCUGAGUUAUUGGAACAAUGCUAUCACCAUGGACUACUUCAACAGACAUGCUGUGGAGCUACCCAGGGAGAUCCAGUCCCUGGAAACUUCUGAGGACCAGCUCUCGGAGCCCCGCUCCCCAGCCAAUGGAGAUUACAGAGGCAGUGGGAUAGUACUUGUCAAUCCCUUCUGUCAAGAAACGCUGUUUGUAGGAAACGACCAAGUGUCUGAAAUCUAACCUGCACCAGCCUGCUCGCAUUACAAUUCUGUGCUUUCCGUCUCUAAAUUAUAAAUACCUAUAUAUAUUAUAAAUAUAACCUUUGUGUAACCCUGACUUAACAAGAAACAUUUUCAGCUUUUUUUUUUCCUAAGAAUUGUCAACAUCUUUUUUAUAAGUGUGGUUGAAAAGAAAUCUUUACAGAAUGACCUGUGGCUUUAUAAAAUAAAGUUAUUUCUAAGCAAAAUGGUCACACCGGUUGCUUCUCUUGGUAUCUGUCCUCAGAGUUAUGUGAGGGAAGUUAUUCUCACAAGACUCCCAGGUCAAGUAAGUUGCCUGACCUCCAGCGGGGUCUUCAGCCUGUGUCUGAUUUAUCCAUACUCCUAAUAUGGUCCUAAUAUGUAUUGCCAUUUCUGUGAUCCAUAGGGGCCCUCUCUUUUGAACCUGUUCCCCCAUUUCCUGAUGUUCCUCACAUGCCCCAGAGAAGGAACCAAGGUCAUUUGAGUGUAAGGGGUGACCAGAUUCACAGAGGGGAAGAAGGGCCACAGGAUCAUAAAAUUAGAGCUGAAAUGGACCUUAGAAGCGAUUGAUCCCAACCCUCCAUUUUACAGAUGAGGAAAGUGAGGCCCAGAUUGACCAAAUUAUUUGCCCAAGGUCCCAAAUGAAGUCGAUGACAGGGUUGUCCAAAGAAUCCAGGAUCUCUGACUACAAAAUCUCAGAGAGAUUUCUCUAGGGCAGCUAGCUGUCCAGACUAUUCUGUAACUUCAAAGUAGCUCCCAUUUGCUAUAAAGCAAAAUUCCAUCUAAGCUCUUAGAACUUGGUCAAGGAAGUAUAUUUAUGGAAGUACUGAAUGGACCUCCUCUUCAAUCAAUGCAGCUUAUGAGAAACUCACAAGACACAGCACCAAGAAAAAGCAUGGUGUAAUGAAAAAAGACCUGGGCUCAAAUUCUAUUUCUUCUGCUUACUACUUGUAACCCUGCAUAAGUUACUUCAUCUCUCUGGGUUUCAGUUUUCCUAUCUAUAAAACAAGGGAUUUGCCCUGGUUGGUAUUGAGCCCUUUCAUCCCUAAAUCCUGUGAAAGUACCAUAUGUCAUGGAACAGUAUGAUGGAAAAGAGUUUUGGUGGUCAUAAAAACACUUUGUCUUUUAACUCGUCUCCCAUUAGUAACUGUUAACAUUUAGAUGGGAGGAAAUUUGGGUUAGGGUCGCAGUUCAACUUUUUAAGAAGGGCAAGCCAUUUGUUGUCCACAAAAGAAUACUUAGGACAUGGUUGGUGAUCAAAUGUUUUGUAGGCUUUUUUGUAAUUGUGAAAAAUUAUAUGGGCACAUGGCUACUCUUGCCUUCUCAUGAAACUACCCUCCCCCUGCUGCACACUUCAGAAUGAGUCUGCCCAAGCCCAGAUCACCAUCUCACCUGGAUCUCCCCAGGAAUCCCAGAGUCUUUUCCAUCCAGUUCCUUCGAAUGCUUUAGUCACUGUUGAGUGCUCCAAUCCUCCCACCACUUCCACCAUUCCCCACCCACACAGGGAUCAGGAAAAUCAGUGACUCAGGAAGGACUCUUAAGGAGGGGUUGCUUUUCUUUCCUUAGCUAAUUAUCUAGAUCCUUGGGAAAAGAUAUUUUUACCUCAUUAGCAGUGGGGUGGGUGGCUGGAUGGGUCUCUAGGGCCCCUUCCAACAUUAAGAUUCUAUGACCCAGAAGACUUUGAGUUUAAUUAAGUGAGGCAAGAUUACAUUAAAGAGUUCCAAUUCAGUAUUUAUCAUUUGAUAACUGAUUUUUAAAUAGAAUAUAUUUUGAAUAUGUGUCAUUGUGAUCUGACGGGGAAUCCAAUAAUUAUCGCUUCAUCUACUUGUGUCAUGGCAUUAGACUUUGUACCAUGAUUUUUUUCUUUCCUCUCCCGUUUCCUUUGAAGAAAAAAGAUGACCUUCAAUGUGUGUGUCUUCCCUGUUGUAUGAGCCUACCUGUGUGAGUUAUUUUGUCGUCUCUACUCUGAAGACUUUACCUUACCCACUAGGGGAACUGUGGCUUAGGGAACCAUUAUUACCUGUCUCUGCUGUUUUUUUUUUUAACCUGAACAUAGUAUUUCUGUUAGCCUACUGUGCUUAGCAUACCAAUGUGUGUAUAUAUAGAGAUACAUAUGUAAAGUAAAUCUAUAUAUAAUAUAUGUAAUCAAAGAUGCAUAUGUUAUAUAUAUAUAUAUGAACGUAUAACCUAUUUUUCUUGAUCUAUAAUAUUCAGCUACU